UUACCACCACUUUUACUCGCGCUCCCACCCUCGCCAGUCGCCACCAUGCCGCCGCGCACCGUGCUCGUGUGCGCGCUGCUCGCGUGCGCGCGCGCCGACGCCGCGAUCAGCGCCAGCGAUCUCACCGCUGAGGAGUACUACUCCAUGCCUCAGCUAUUCCACCUGGACGAGUACGAGAGCUGCCUGGCGACGCGCGGCGUGUACUGCCUCGGCAGCUUCGAGCUGUCGCCCGACGGGGAGUCCAGGGUGUUCCGACUGAUGCAGGAGUACUCCUCAAACUGGGUGGAUAACUUCAAUCACACGCGGCUCCACCGGGGAAUAUGCGUGUCUCGACGAUGUGCUGAACCGAACACGGCUCUAGAGGUUCCAGAACCUUCCAUGGACUCGUGGUUCGCGUCAUGCGUGAAUGCGAGCACCAUGUCGUCGCACAACCUAUCAGCGCGACUAUACCAGCUGGACUACUGUCAACGAGGGCAGGAGAGUGCACGGCCCUUAGACGCUGCCGAUAGAGCCUUCCCAAUAGUAUUAGCAGCCUUGGCGGCUCUCGCUGUUGUGUCUACUGCUUUGGAGUUGCUACUGUCACCACAGACUAAGAAAGAAUACCAAUGGGCGUUAUGCUGGUCGCUCCCGGGCUGCUGGCGCGCGCUGCGGGCUCCGCCGCCGGCCGUCUCCGCCGCCGGCGACCUUCGGGUCUUCGACGGACUCAGGGUGCUCUGCAUGAUGUGUGUCAUCAUUGAACACGUAUGCUGGCUGAGCACCAUCUCUUAUCUUACCGAUAUACGGUAUUUUGAGACGAUCCGCCGCUCCGGCGACGCGAUACUCCUCGGCAACUCGACGCUGGUGGUGCAGGUGUUCUUCCUGAUGGCCAGCUUCCUGCUGGCGCACAAGAUCCUUCUGCAGACCUCUAGGGGGUCCAUGCCGUCGUGGCGGUCUUUCUUCUCCACCAUGAUCAAUAGGAUCAUCAGAGUCAGCCCUUCAUACUACAUGGUGGUAUGGUUCGCGGCGACGUGGUGGCCGCGCCUGGGCGCCGGGCCGCAGUGGGCGCCCCGCGUCGACGCGGAGGCCGGCGUCUGCCGCUCCAAGUGGUGGGUGCACCUGCUGUACCUGAACAACGUGCUGGACGCGGACAACAAGUGCUUAGUGCAGACCUGGUACCUGGCAGCAGACAUGCAGCUGUACGCCGCCGCGUUGCUGCUGAGCCUCGCGCUGGCGCGCUGGCGGCGCGGCGCGCUGCCGACUCUGACGGUGUUGCUGAUCAUCUCCAUCGGGGGAUUAUUCGCCAUCUCCUACUGGUUGAAGCUUCUAUCCACGUUCGUCAUGCAUAACCCGGAGGUGGUCCGUGUGAAGUACUACGGAGACCUGUCCUUCAACAUCCUGUACCAGUCUCCGCUGGGCAACGUGCCGGGCACGUUGGCAGGCCUGUUGCUGGCCUACGUCCAUCAUGAGAUGCUGGAACGGAACAAGCAGCCGCAGCAGUACCGGUGGUUCCGCUGGGUGACGGGCUCGGGUGCGCCGCUGGCGGCGUGGUGGGUGGCGUGGUCGCCGCUGCUGCUGGGCGGCGGCGCGCCGGCGCGCGCGCCCGCCGCCGCGCUCGCCGCGCUCGAGCGCCCCGUCUUCAGCCUCUUCGUGGGCCUGGCCCUGCUGGGGGCCAUGCAUGGAGUGCAACCGAUGUGGGUGCGAUGGUUGUCGUGGCCGGGCUGGGCGCCCGCGGCGCGGCUGAGCUUCGGCGCCCUGCUGCUGCACAUGCCGAUCAACACCGCGCUCAUCGCUGCGCGCCGCGCGCCUACUGAACUCAACCGGUUGUCUGCGGUAGUGGAAUGGCUGGGCGUGGCCGGGACAGCGUACUUGGCCGCGCUGCCGCUGGCGCUGCUGGUGGAGCUCCCGGCGCAGCGCCUGCAGCGCGCGCUCGAGGGGCUGCGCGGCGCGCCCGACCCCAAACCCGUCGAGAAGACCAACCUGUGA
Cydia amplana is the source of this 1962-nucleotide messenger RNA. Its product is annotated as nose resistant to fluoxetine protein 6-like. NCBI's taxonomy places the organism in Eukaryota, Metazoa, Arthropoda, Insecta, Lepidoptera, Tortricidae. Gene Ontology annotation, molecular function: acyltransferase activity, transferring groups other than amino-acyl groups. The record is from RefSeq and is a predicted model, not a curated record. Bases 46 to 1962 code for a protein of 638 amino acids. The transcript has 12 exons.